AUGUUGCGCUGGCUUGGCCACAUGCUGCGUAUGCCAGUCGACCGACUCUCUCGAAGGGCUCCUUUCGCACAACCAUGUGAAGUGUGGAAGAGUGCCAGAGGCGGCCAAACUCUCAUGAAUAUAUUUUUUGAUUGCAAAGCAAAACUCAAAGCUAUGCUCUUUUCAAAAUUUCGUCACUCAAACGAUGCAUCGGUUACAUCGGAUAUGAGGAGAAAAGUGGCCAGUAAAACGGUGAAUGCACGCAUGUUUAACCUGAAAAACGGAAACGUGACACACUCAUACUUAUGUGGACAAAGUAUCAACGUGCAAGCAGAUACUAAUGGAGAAACGAUUCCGGUGUUCAAGCACCUCCAGGAUUACACGCUAUACUUGACAUCAGACCGAAAAUCGUACCUCUUAUAUCUCAACUGCCGAAGUGCUUUUCAAUCCAUACCUCCCACACUGACUGGCAAAGCAACUUGGAGCAAAUAA
Messenger RNA from Opisthorchis viverrini, 471 nucleotides. RefSeq lists its product as hypothetical. The record is from RefSeq and is a predicted model, not a curated record. Lineage: Eukaryota; Metazoa; Platyhelminthes; Trematoda; Opisthorchiida; Opisthorchiidae. The coding region runs from base 1 to 471 and encodes 156 amino acids. The transcript has 3 exons.